CUUUGCAAAGAAAAAUAACAGAAAAAAUGUUAGCAGUUUUCGAGAAAUCGAUUGCCAAGAGCCCUGAUGCUCUUAAUGUUCCCGGCGACUCUGGAGCAGCUUCAGCGCUCAACAAUGGCUUCUUGGCUGCCCAUUUCGCCUCUAUUCAUCCUGGCUCCGUCACUGUCAAUCUUGGUUCUUCGGGUUUCAUGGCCUACUCUCUCGAAAAGCAAAACCCACUUCUCCCCAGAAUCUUUGCUGUUGUGGAUGACAUUUUCUGCUUGUUUCAAGGCCACAUCGAGAAUGUUGCUGUUCUUAAACAACAAUAUGGCUUGAACAAGACUGUAAACGAGGGAAUCAUCGUCAUUGAAGCUUACCGAACACUCCGAGACAGAGGUCCUUACCCUCCUGAUCAGGUUGUAAGAGAUAUCCAAGGGAAGUUUGCUUUCUGUAUCUACGAUAGCUCUUCAAAAGCCACAUUUAUAGCUUCAGAUGCCGAUGGAAGUGUACCUUUCUUCUGGGGAACUGAUGCUGAAGGCCAUCUUGUUCUUGCGGAUGAUACGGAGACCGUCAAGAAAGUUUGCGGGAAGUCUUUUGCUCCAUUCCCGAAAGGGUGCUUCUUCACAUCCUCCGGAGGGUUAAGGAGCUACGAGCAUCCUCUGAACGAGUUGAAGCCGGUGCCGAGGGUGGACAGUUCAGGUCAUGUCUGCGGUGCAACUUUCAGCGUCGAUGUAGAGGCGAAGAAGGAAUCUACUGGUAUGAAAAAAGUCGGAAGUGCUGCAGAUUGGUCUGCAAACUACUGAGCAUCGAAACUUCUCCUGCUCGGCACAAUGCUUGGUAUUGGUAAGCGUCCGGAUUCUAUCCAUCUUUCAUAGUCUUCAGUUCCGAAUUUCGCCAUCUCAAUGACUUAGCUGAACAUUGUGAGUUUUCAGACUCGAAAAUUGUUCUGUAUUUUCAGAUUAAGAUGACAUUUUAAGCAGAGCAGCUGUACAUGUUUGAUUACCAUAAAAAAUUAGAUUGAUAUGGUACACGACAUGGAAUAAUAUUUCUCAUCAUAAAUGCUUCU
Messenger RNA from Hibiscus syriacus, 1045 nucleotides. Its product is annotated as stem-specific protein TSJT1-like. Lineage: Eukaryota; Viridiplantae; Streptophyta; Magnoliopsida; Malvales; Malvaceae. The record is from RefSeq and is a predicted model, not a curated record. Bases 27 to 782 code for a protein of 251 amino acids. The transcript is spliced from 4 exons.